Poecilia latipinna (sailfin molly) is the source of this 4382-nucleotide messenger RNA. RefSeq names its product inter-alpha-trypsin inhibitor heavy chain H3-like. The transcript has 31 exons. NCBI's taxonomy places the organism in Eukaryota, Metazoa, Chordata, Actinopteri, Cyprinodontiformes, Poeciliidae. Bases 77 to 4081 code for a protein of 1334 amino acids. The record is from RefSeq and is a predicted model, not a curated record.
AAAUAAAGUGUGUACUGUGCAUUUUGAGUCUGUUGGAGUUCAGAAGACAGCUGCUUCUGUUUGACUGUGGUCCAUCAUGAGGACAGGAGUGGUGCAACUCUCCCUUUUUGGGGUUCUGGUGACUCUAGCUGCUGCACAACCAAAGAAGGACGACUGGGACAUUUACAGUUUUCACAUCAACUCCACUGUGACCGGCCGAUACGCCACCACCGUUAUGACAAGCCGCGUUGUGAAUCGCAUGACUGAAUCGAAAGAAGUUGAAUUCCAUGUUCAGAUCCCCAAAAAUGCCUUCAUCAGUAAAUUCAGGAUGCUUAUUGAUGGUCAAAUGUACGAUGGAAUUGUGAAAACUAAGGAGCAGGCUCAGCAACAGUACACUCAGGCUGUGUCUCGUGGUCAGAGUGCUGGGAUUGUCAGCUCUGUAGGGAGAACCAUGGAGGAAUUUAAGACCUCUGUAACUUUGGCGGCCCACAAAAAGGUCACCUUUGAGCUCACCUACGAGGAGCUGCUGAAGCGAACCCACGGCAAAUACGAGCUGCAGAUCCACGCUCGCCCCAUGCAGCCUGUCAAGGACUUCAAGGUUGAUGUGCACAUUCACGAGAAAGCCGGCAUCAGUUUCAUUGAUGUGAAAGGAGGACUGAGCACCGAUGUCUUGGCUAAUGCUAUCACCAAAACACGUACAGAUGAACAGGCAUGGGUGUAUUUUUAUCCUACGGUGGACCAACAGACAACUUGUGAGCGCUGUGGAGAGCGGGGUCUGAAUGGAGAUCUGAUUGUUGUUUAUGACGUAAAUCGAGGCAACGGACUGGGCGACAUCAAGACUUUGGACGGAUACUUUGUCCAUCACUUUGCUCCAUCAGACCUUCCCCGAAUACCAAAGAACGUCGUCUUUGUUAUAGAUCGAAGUGGCUCAAUGCACGGCAGAAAAAUGCAACAGACCAGAACUGCUUUAAUCCAUAUAUUGAACGACCUGGCCGAAGACGACUUCUUUGGUCUUCUCAGUUUUGACAGCGAAAUAUCUCACUGGAGAAGAGAACUCGUUCAGGCCACCAGUGCAAAUCUGGAGGGUGCCAAGAAAUUUGCACAUGGUAUCACUGACAGAGGAGCCACAGACAUCAACGCAGCAGUGUUGGAAGGGGCUCGCAUGCUGAAUGCACAUCCUAGAGAAGGUUCAGCUUCCAUCCUAAUACUUCUCACAGAUGGAGACCCAACAUCAGGAGUGACAAAUCGCGAAGAAAUACAAUCAAAUGUAAGACAGGCGAUUGCAGGGAAGUUUCCUCUCUACUGUCUUGGUUUUGGAUUUGAUGUCAAUUUUGAAUUCUUGGAGAAAAUGUCUUUGGGGAACAACGGUGUAGCAAGACGGAUCUAUGAAGACUCUGAUGCUGAUUUGCAGCUCAAGGGCUUUUAUGAAGAAGUGGCCAAUCCUCUCCUAACAGACGUCACAAUGAUCUACGUCGGUGGAACCAAUCUGACCCAGACUAAUUUCAGUCAGUAUUAUAAUGGCUCUGAGAUCGUGGUGGCCGGUGAGAUCAUUGACAACAACAUUGAAGACUUUGUGCCAGAAGUUAUUGCAAUUUCAAGUAAACAAAAAGUGACAUUUUCUAAAACAAAUGAGUUUGUGAAUUCUUCUGCUGGAAUUGCUGAUGGACUUCUUCAAAGGGUUUGGGCCUACCUUACUGUGAAACAACUUCUGGAGAAAGAGCUGCUGGUAUCUGGACCUGAGAAAGAGAAAGUGAAGAGCGAAGCCUUGGAGCUGUCCCUGAAAUACAGCUUUGUGACCCCACUCACAUCCAUGGUGGUCACCAAGCCACAGAGGGAGGACAUAGAAGUCCUCCACAAACCCAAAGAGGGCGACGGACCCCGGGUCGAAAGUUACGCCACACCAGCCAACAGUAAAUGUCUCCUUCUCUGCCUUCUUUUUUAUGGAAUCAAUGACAGUAAGAUGCAUCAUGAUGAAAUGAUGAUAAAGCAUUUUUUUUUUAAUAAUCAUUUAAAACAUAAUUCUCUUACGUUGUUUCAGGCAUGGGUGUAUUUUUAUCCUACGGUGGACCAACAGACAACUUGUGAGCGCUGUGGAGAGCGGGGUCUGAAUGGAGAUCUGAUUGUUGUUUAUGACGUAAAUCGAGGCAACGGACUGGGCGACAUCAAGACUUUGGACGGAUACUUUGUCCAUCACUUUGCUCCAUCAGACCUUCCCCGAAUACCAAAGAACGUCGUCUUUGUUAUAGAUCGAAGUGGCUCAAUGCACGGCAGAAAAAUGCAACAGACCAGAACUGCUUUAAUCCAUAUAUUGAACGACCUGGCCGAAGACGACUUCUUUGGUCUUCUCAGUUUUGACAGCGAAAUAUCUCACUGGAGAAGAGAACUCGUUCAGGCCACCAGUGCAAAUCUGGAGGGUGCCAAGAAAUUUGCACAUGGUAUCACUGACAGAGGAGCCACAGACAUCAACGCAGCAGUGUUGGAAGGGGCUCGCAUGCUGAAUGCACAUCCUAGAGAAGGUUCAGCUUCCAUCCUAAUACUUCUCACAGAUGGAGACCCAACAUCAGGAGUGACAAAUCGCGAAGAAAUACAAUCAAAUGUAAGACAGGCGAUUGCAGGGAAGUUUCCUCUCUACUGUCUUGGUUUUGGAUUUGAUGUCAAUUUUGAAUUCUUGGAGAAAAUGUCUUUGGGGAACAACGGUGUAGCAAGACGGAUCUAUGAAGACUCUGAUGCUGAUUUGCAGCUCAAGGGCUUUUAUGAAGAAGUGGCCAAUCCUCUCCUAACAGACGUCACAAUGAUCUACGUCGGUGGAACCAAUCUGACCCAGACUAAUUUCAGUCAGUAUUAUAAUGGCUCUGAGAUCGUGGUGGCCGGUGAGAUCAUUGACAACAACAUUGAAGACUUUGUGCCAGAAGUUAUUGCAAUUUCAAGUAAACAAAAAGUGACAUUUUCUAAAACAAAUGAGUUUGUGAAUUCUUCUGCUGGAAUUGCUGAUGGACUUCUUCAAAGGGUUUGGGCCUACCUUACUGUGAAACAACUUCUGGAGAAAGAGCUGCUGGUAUCUGGACCUGAGAAAGAGAAAGUGAAGAGCGAAGCCUUGGAGCUGUCCCUGAAAUACAGCUUUGUGACCCCACUCACAUCCAUGGUGGUCACCAAGCCACAGAGGGAGGACAUAGAAGUCCUCCACAAACCCAAAGAGGGCGACGGACCCCGGGUCGAAAGUUACGCCACACCAGCCAACAGACAUGUUGGGCUCGCUGGACAUUCUUUUUUAAAUGGACGUGUUGGGCUCUCUCGACAUCCUGGUUCACAUGGACACUUUGGACGUCGUAGUUUUCUUCCUUCACAUCACCACAGACAGAUUUCAAGGUGGUCCAUAUUGUCAUCUAAUAUAGGGAUUGAUUACGACUUAUAUGAUAUGCACCCCACUAUUAUUGCAAUGACUCAGUCGACGGAAAUAGAAAUGACAACAACACCCGUUCCUGUUUCUCACAGAUUUAUUCGGAAAGCUGAAAAUCAGCCUCUUCCACUUUGCUUUGAUGUCAGUAAAGCUGACAUUUUCAAACUGCUUCACCAUCCUAGCAAGGCGCUGUUUGUAAAUGGUGAGCUGGAUUCGCUAACAAACGGAGGCUUCACUAAGAUCGUUAUUCACAUCAGCGCUGACCAGCACAUUGAGGUUGAUCCGGAGGGAAUCAGUCUUCAACAGGGACAGACUGCGACGCGGCACACUGGACAGGAUCUCAUCACAGCUGGACGUCUUACAGUGAUCAUGCGUGUCAAAGAAAUAGAUGUUGCGGUGGAGGAUGUGCGCUUGGUUAUCUUCAUUCAUGAGAAGGACGGGAACAAAUUCCUCUGGCCUGUUUUGCGGCAGAUGCCAUCUGCCAAUGACACAGAGGGACUUUUAGCUUUAAAACCAGCAGACUAUCAGGUGCAUCUGCAACAAUCUGAUGGGAAACUGAAGCUCAAUGACAGAGAGGCUCCUGCUUUCAGAUCCACUGCAACUGACUACAGCAUUGCCAAUCCUGUACCAAUGAACUGUUGGCUGGUGGGAGCUGACUUUGCCCUGGAGAGGACUUUGAAUGAUUACUUUGUUGCACAACUUUAACUGGAAGCUAUAAUGAAUGACCAAAUGCACAUUUAAAACAACAUUACCAGCAUUCAAAUGCCUAUUAGUCAGGAUCAGUGAAAAAAAUGAUAUCGUUUUAAAGUACGUUUAAAGAAAAUUAAACAUAAAUAAAAAACAUUUGUACCAUUAAAGGAGGUGAAAGGGGCAAAAAUGAAACCCAUUAAUGUUCAAUAACCUUACUGUUUUAAUGCAUAUAGAUCCUGGAAGAUUUUUGUUGUUAUUGAUUGCUGUUUGUUUAAUUCUGAUUGUAUAUUAAUAAAGGAAUGCAGAUAUUUAAUAU